Molecule: messenger RNA, 1247 nt
Organism: Lobosporangium transversale
Lineage: Eukaryota; Fungi; Mortierellomycota; Mortierellomycetes; Mortierellales; Mortierellaceae
Product: mitochondrial carrier domain-containing protein
Exons: 5
Coding region: 125-1042 (305 amino acids)
Biological process (GO): mitochondrial transport; carnitine transmembrane transport
Cellular component (GO): mitochondrial envelope
Molecular function (GO): O-acyl-L-carnitine transmembrane transporter activity
Source: RefSeq, a predicted model, not a curated record
UUUUAAACAGUACUUCUUUCUUAUCCUCUGCUUCUUCUCCUUUUCUUCUCCUUUUCUUCUUUACUCUCCUCAAUCCUCGUGUUCAACCAUCUUUUCACCUCUUUCCACUCUUUGAUAUCCCACAAUGUCUGCUGAACUCGCUGAAGCUGAAAUUGUCCAGGGGGUCGUCCCUCAAACCUCUGCUGUCAAGUCCUUCUUGUCUGGAGGAUUCGGUGGCAUGGCCUCCGUUCUGGUUGGUCACCCUUUCGACUUGGCCAAGGUCCGCAUCCAAACUAGUCCUAAUGGUAUGUACACUGGAACACUCGAUGUGUUUAAGAAGACCUUCAAGGCCGAUGGUUUCCGUGGUCUUUACCGCGGUAUGUCCACUCCCUUUCUCGGAGUGACGCCCAUCUUUGCGGUUUCCUUCUGGGCGUAUGAUUUGGGCAAGAAGGUUGUCUACUCCGUCACCCCUGGUCGCGCCAGCGAGGAACUGAAUAUACUCGAGUAUGCUUUUGCUGGUUUCUUUUCUGCCGGUCCAACUACCUUGUUGAUGUCUCCUACUGAGCGUAUCAAAGUACUUCUUCAGACUCAAGGUUCUGGUGCUAACAAGCUUUACAAUGGACCCGUUGAUGUUGUCCGUGCCUUGUACAAGGAAGGUGGUCUGGCCUCGAUCUUCCGUGGAACUGGUGCUACCUUCCUCCGUGAUGGUCCAGGAUCAGCUGCCUACUUUGUUGCUUACGAAUUAGUCAAGAAGGCCCUCAUUCCUGAGGGCGGCAAGGCUUCUGACCUUAACCCUCUUUCUGUCUUGUUCGCUGGUGGUAUGGCCGGUGUUGCCAUGUGGACCAUUGCCAUUCCUCCAGAUGUGCUCAAGUCUCGCUACCAGUCUGCCCCAGCUGGUACCUACAAGGGCACAAUGGAUGUCCUUCGUGUUCUCCUGAAGAACGAGGGCCCUCAGGCACUGUUCAAGGGUCUGGGUCCUGCCUUGCUUCGUGCCUUCCCUGCCAAUGCUGCUACUUUCCUAGGAGUUGAGUACAGUUUGCGAGCUAUGAACUACCUCUGGUAACUUCUGGAGCUGCUUCUGAAAGACAUGCUCGAGAUUGGCGUUAGAUGAAAAUUUGUAAACAUCCUAGUUACUUUUUCUUAUGGUACACCUUCAACGACGACCCUCCAAACCUGGCUCUAUUUUUUAUCCAUAUCCAUCAUAUAGAAACAAUCUAUCACCCUUUCUCUUCCUCUUGUAAAAUAAAAUCUGAAAUCCUAAAGUCAAC